AUGAACACAAAAGAACCCUACUUUGACAAUGUCCUGACCACCAAAACUCUGCUUUUGUUGAAUGCAAAUCUCUUGAAGAUUCCUCCUUCUACUGAUUAUCCAGUCUCGACUGCUGAACCCGUCAAUACUCCCAUAUUACGCACUUCCCUGAGAAGAGGGUCGAUGGAACCUUAUUACAGUAGCUCUCGCCGCGGCACCAUGUCAGGCUCAGCUGGAUCUUCGAAACUGUCGUCAUAUGCGUUAUUGUCGGAUGUCUUCGAUUAUCACUAUGUCGACCAGUAUUCACAGGAGGACCUCGAGAAUGCUAUCGCCUCCGAUAGUGAUACUGAUUACGAAGACCUUGAUGUGGAAUACCGUGGAAUGUCCGAUUCAGAUGCCGACUCAGAAUUGGAGGAUUACAAGGUACAUUUUCUCAAGUUCAAGGUGACGUCGCGGGCCCAGUUCACUCGUCCUCCUCACCGGACUAUGUCAAAUGUGUCUGAUCAUUUUGAUGAUGGUCCAAUCCACAAAGACUUCAGUAUGUUGUCAAUUGAUCACCACACACAGUUUAUGGCGCCACCUCUCAACCACAAAAUCAUGAAUGUGGGAGCUUUGGAUGACCUGGUGUCUCUGAUUAUCGCCAACUACAAGCUUAAGUGCAACUACCCGUUGAAUGGUAGUAUUCACGAGCAGAGAGUCAGCCAGAAAAUCAAAGUGCCAAAGGCAGCGGACAGCAAAGUAAACGACGAAUACAUAGGCGCUGUUUCCAAGGUGGGAACCUCUAGCGAUGCCUACGAUACCCAGAAGUUGGAUUAUUUCUUGUAA
This is a messenger RNA of Sungouiella intermedia, 804 nucleotides long. The record is from the annotation of a GenBank genome assembly. NCBI's taxonomy places the organism in Eukaryota, Fungi, Ascomycota, Pichiomycetes, Serinales, Metschnikowiaceae.